Messenger RNA from Vicugna pacos (alpaca), 2389 nucleotides. Lineage: Eukaryota; Metazoa; Chordata; Mammalia; Artiodactyla; Camelidae. The record is from RefSeq and is a predicted model, not a curated record.
UCCGGUGCUGGGGGUGCGGUUCCGGGUCGUGGCGCGGCUUGGGGCAACGGGGCUGCUGCUCGGCCGGCCGGCGGCGGGGAGCGACGGGGAUAUGAGGGCAAGCCCGGAAAGCGGCUGCUGAGCCGGCCGGGAGGCGCGCCAGUCCCCGAGGAUUCUGAGAGUGUGGAGCUUGGGCAAGGGCCAGGAGGAGCGGGGAAUCCGGGCCCUCCCCUCAGGAACGUGUCCUGGGGCCGACCUGGCCCAUAGUGUGGCAGCAGCUUCAGGUGUGUCCGUGGACAAGUUGGAGAGGCACUAUACUGUACCAGUCUCCCUUUGAUUGGGUCUUGGCAGAUGGUAGGUGAGCCCGUGAAACAAUAUGAAGAGGAGAAAAUAGCCUUUUAAGGAAAUUGGCCCACAGAAAGGAUGGCCUUCUUGGACAAUCCAACUAUCAUUCUAGCUCAUAUUCGACAGUCACAUGUGACCAGUGAUGACACAGGAAUGUGUGAGAUGGUUCUCAUUGAUCAUGAUGUUGACCUAGAGAAGAUUCAUCCUUCAAUGCCUGGAGACAGUGGGUCAGAAAUUCAGGGAAGCAAUGGUGAGACUCAGGGCUAUGUAUAUGCCCAGUCAGUCGAUAUUACCUCAAGUUGGGACUUUGGUAUUAGAAGACGCUCAAAUACAGCUCAAAGAUUAGAACGACUCCGAAAAGAAAGACAAAACCAGAUCAAAUGCAAAAAUAUUCAGUGGAAAGAAAGAAAUUCUAAGCAAUCAGCCCAGGAGUUAAAGUCACUGUUUGAAAAAAAGUCACUCAAAGAGAAACCUCCAAAUUCUGGAAAGCAGUCAAUAUUAUCUGUACGCCUGGAGCAGUGCCCUCUGCAGCUGAAUAACCCCUUUAAUGAGUAUUCCAAAUUUGAUGGCAAGGGUCAUGUAGGCACAACAGCAACCAAGAAGAUCGAUGUCUACCUCCCCCUGCACUCAAGCCAGGACAGACUGCUGCCAAUGACGGUGGUGACAAUGGCCAGCGCCAGGGUGCAGGAUCUGAUUGGGCUCAUCUGUUGGCAGUACACAAGCGAAGGACGGGAGCCGAAGCUCAAUGAUAAUGUCAGUGCCUACUGCCUACAUAUUGCUGAGGAUGACGGGGAGGUUGACACAGAUUUCCCCCCACUGGAUUCCAACGAGCCCAUUCAUAAGUUUGGCUUCAGUACGUUGGCCCUAGUUGAAAAGUAUUCAUCUCCUGGUCUGACAUCCAAAGAGUCACUCUUCGUUCGGAUAAAUGCUGCUCAUGGAUUUUCCCUUAUUCAGGUGGACAACACAAAGGUCACCAUGAAAGAAAUCUUGCUAAAGGCAGUGAAGCGAAGAAAAGGAUCGCAGAAAAUUUCAGGCCCUCAGUACCGCCUGGAGAAGCAGAGCGAGCCCAAUGUCGCCGUGGACCUGGAGAGCACUUUGGAGAGCCAGAGCGCAUGGGAGUUCUGCCUGGUCCGCGAGAACAGUUCAAGGGCAGACGGGGUUUUUGAGGAGGAUUCGCAAAUUGACAUAGCUACAGUACAGGAUAUGCUUAGCAGCCACCAUUACAAGUCAUUCAAAGUCAGCAUGAUCCACAGACUGCGAUUCACAACCGAUGUCCAGUUAGGUAUCUCUGGAGACAAAGUAGAGAUAGACCCUGUUACGAAUCAGAAAGCCAGCACUAAGUUUUGGAUUAAGCAGAAACCCAUCUCAAUCGAUUCUGACCUGCUCUGUGCCUGUGACCUUGCUGAAGAAAAAAGCCCCAGUCACGCAAUAUUUAAACUCACGUAUCUAAGCAAUCACGACUAUAAACACCUCUACUUUGAAUCUGACGCUGCUACCGUCAAUGAAAUCGUGCUCAAGGUUAACUACAUCCUGGAAUCACGAGCAAGCACUGCCCGGGCUGACUAUCUUGCUCAAAAACAAAGAAAACUGAACAGACGUACAAGCUUCAGCUUCCAGAAGGAAAAGAAAUCAGGGCAACAAUGAGACCGGCCUCCAGCUUCAGUCUGUUGCCGUAGCUCAGAGCCUGCCUGCCGGGGCCGGGUGGCCCUAGAGCCUGCCUGUGUCCUGCAGUCCUCGGGGGAGGCCAGCCCCUGGCUCACGGGGACAGGGCUGGUGGGCUCUUGGGUAAGGGGGGCACCCCUAGGACGGAGCUGGGACAUUUCCACAGGACCGAAGCCUGAGUGGUAACGGCUGUGAUCAGCAGUGCCCGGGGCCAGAUGACGCCGAGAGGAGCCACGUGCUGCCCAGCCACCUUCACUGCCUGAUGGCCCUGCCCGAGGAUGUACAUAGCCAUGCCCAGACAUCUCCUUGCAACUUGAUCAAAUUUCUUAAAACAAACGGAGAACAAAAAUGUACAUUUCUUUUUUUUUCCUUCCUUUUAAUAAACUCUUUAUCGUGGUUGGUA